Capsella rubella is the source of this 1533-nucleotide messenger RNA. RefSeq names its product UPF0481 protein At3g47200. The transcript is spliced from 3 exons. Bases 1 to 1533 code for a protein of 510 amino acids. NCBI's taxonomy places the organism in Eukaryota, Viridiplantae, Streptophyta, Magnoliopsida, Brassicales, Brassicaceae. The record is from RefSeq and is a predicted model, not a curated record.
AUGGUUUUGUUUUCGGAUGGUCGCUCAGUUUCCACCCACAAAAGGUAUAGACGGUUGUCAUGGUUCGUGCCCAUCCAUAGUUUCCAUGAAAUUACCAGACGUGAUCGAGGCCAAAACUCGCACAGCCACGAUGAGACUUGCGCGGAUCCGAGUAAGAUUGAAGUAAAAGAAGAAAAGCCAAAAGAGACACGAGAAGAAUGGGUGAUAUCGAUCAGGGAAAAGAUGGAUGAAGCACUUAGAUACGACGCAACAAAUAGCUGGGACAAGCUCUGUAUCUACAGAGUUCCAUUUUAUCUUCAAGAAAACGACAAGAAGUCUUACUUGCCUCAAACUGUCUCUAUUGGUCCGUUCCACCAUGGCAAGGAACAUCUCAUGCCCAUGGAGCGUCACAAGUGGCGUGCUGUUAAUAUGAUCAUGGCACGUACCAAGCACAACAUCGAAAUGUAUAUUGACGCCAUGAAAGAGCUCGAGGAUGAGGCUCGUGCUUGCUACCAAGGUCCCAUUGAUAUGAAGAACAGUAAUGAGUUCACAGAAAUGCUUGUCCUUGAUGGCUGUUUUGUUCUCGAGCUCUUCAAGGGAACAGUUCAAGGAUUCAAGGAAAUUGGCUAUGCAUCCAAUGACCCGGUUUUCGCGAAGGGAGGAUUGAUGCAUUCGAUACAACGUGACAUGGUAAUGCUGGAAAAUCAACUUCCUCUGUUUGUUCUCGACCGGUUAUUAGCUCUAAAGCCUGGUACACCGAACCAAACCGGUAUAGUGGCAGAUGUAGCUGUUCGGUUCUUCAAAACACUAAUGCCAACAAGCAAGGCAUUGACCAAAUCAGAAAGUUCGUCCGUCUCUCAGGGAAAAUCCGAGGAACUGACUGACCACAACGGGUUGCACUGUUUGGAUGUUUUCCAUCGAAGUCUCAUACAAUCUAGUGAGACAUUGAAUCGUGGAACUCCAUAUGAAGAUGUGAGAAUGGUAGACAAGCAACAACAGCAACUGAUACAUUGUGUGACAGAACUAAGAGACGCUGGUGUUAAGUUCGUGAGAAAAGAAACCGGCCAGCUUUGGGAUAUUGAAUUCAAAAACGGUUAUCUAAAGAUACCCAAACUUGUAAUCCAUGACGGUACGAAGUCUCUAUUCUCAAAUCUUAUAGCUUUCGAGCAGUGCCAUACCCAGUCAAGCAACAACAUAACAUCUUACAUAAUCUUCAUGGAUAAUCUAAUAAACUCUUCGGAAGAUGUUAGCUACUUGCACCACUAUGGUAUCAUCGAGCAUUGGCUGGGGAGUGAUUCUGAAGUUGCAGAUUUGUUCAACCGGUUAUGUAAAGAAGUGAUCUUUGACCCAAAAGAUGGUUAUCUGUCUCAACUGUCUGGUGAAGUUAACCGUUAUUACAGUCGUAAGUGGAACUCUUUGAAGGCUACGUUACGACAAAAGUACUUCAAUAAUCCUUGGGCAUACUUCUCUUUUUCAGCUGCAGUUAUUUUGCUAAUUCUCACAUUUUUCCAAAGCUUGUUUGCUGUCUAUGCUUAUUAUAAGCCACUUUCUUAA